Gossypium raimondii (Peruvian cotton) is the source of this 781-nucleotide messenger RNA. RefSeq lists its product as uncharacterized. The transcript is spliced from 5 exons. Lineage: Eukaryota; Viridiplantae; Streptophyta; Magnoliopsida; Malvales; Malvaceae. The record is from RefSeq and is a predicted model, not a curated record. The coding region runs from base 72 to 578 and encodes 168 amino acids.
UAGCAAAAGUGUUAGAUGAGGAAAAGAAAGUGACUUGCUUUAUAUACAAUCACAUUUGGACUGUUGAUUUGAUGAAGAAGUAUACACCGUGGAAACAAAUACUUCGACCUGCUCUUACUCGAUUUGCAACUCAUUUCAUUCAACUUGAAGAGAUAACAAGACAAAAGCAAGGUUUGAGAGAAAUGUUUAAUUUAAAGGAAUUUAAAGAAUCAAAAUGGGGAAAGCAAAAGUCAGGGCCUGCUUAUGAAGCCAAAAAAAUUGUUUUGGGAAAAGGUUUUUGGAAAAAAGCCAAUGACCUCAUAAAAGUUUAUGAGCCCUUAGUAAGAGUAUUGAGACUUGUGGAGAGCGAUGAAAAACCAACGAUGGGCUUUAUUUAUGACGCUGUUGAUAGGGCUAAACGAGCAAUUCAACAAAAUUGUCGAUAUUUCAUAGAGUAUGAAAAGAUUAUUGACAAUAGAUGGAAUUUUAUGCAUUCCGACUUGCAUUCAGCUGGUUAUUUUCUCAACCCUCAAUUUCAAUUUGGGGUGGAGCAUUCUGAGAAUGUACUAAUAGAAACAUUAGAAGUUGUUACUAUUUAGAGAUAAACAUGAGACAUUCGGUACUCCACAAGCACAAAAAGCUUGGAAGCAAAUGAAUCCGGCUGAGUGGUGGAUGAUAUACGGCACAUGUGUUCCCGAAUUACAAAAAUUAGCAAUUAAAGUGCUUAGUCAAACAACUUCAAAGAUCAAAUUGCGAACGAAAUUGGAGCACAUUUAGUUAUAUUCACACCAAGGCAAGAAAU